AUGGCCGAAUUUUUGGCACAUAAAGCACCGCACGAUUCGGAUAAUUAUGGUCAGGCUCUGGAGAAAUCAGAGGAGAUAUACAAGAUAGAAAGCCAAGGACUUGCGACUUCAGCAGCUGCAUGUGAACAUUCGAUUCAAUCCUGCGAAAUUGAUCAUCCAAUGAGGAACGUAAGCGCGCAAAGUGAGUACGAGAAAGAUGGGAGAUUACGAAAGGACGAUGUGAUGAUUCUGAAGGGUUGGGCGGAAAAGCAGCGCCACCUACCACCGAUUUCUGAGGUUCAGCUCAUCUUCUUCCUGCACAGCUGCUACUACAGCACGGAGUUGGCCAAAUCGACGAUCGAGUCGUUCUUCACGCUGCGCGCCCAAUGCCCGGAGUUCUUCGCGAAUCGUGAUCCCCGAAGGGCCGAACUCCGAACGCACAUCGAUUCGGUCUUCAGUAUGUGUUUGCCGAAAAAAACCCACGACGGCAACCGAAUCUUAUUGCACAAGAUGUUUGAUAGCGACAUUGGAAAGUUUGACGCAAACGAAUCCGCCAAGGUCCUGGAUAUGGGUAUCAUAUUCGAGCUGUUUCGAAAUGGUACAUCGGACGGUCUAGUCGUGGUUUGUGACCUCGAGGGGAUAACAUUUGCUCAUAUGCUAAGAAUUAACUUUUCGACACUUCGAAACUGGUUUACGUACCUACAGGAUGCAGUUCCCAUCCGUCUAAAAGCAAUCCACUUCCUUAAUGCAGUAGGUCUACUUGAUAGCAUGAUGGCUGUGAUAAAACCCAUCGUGAGAAACGAGCUGUUUAAUUCUUUGCACGUGCACGGUUCCGUAGAAACGGUCUUCCAAUACAUCCCCAAGGAGAACUUUCCCAGAGACUAUGGUGGACAACAACCGUCGCUCAAAGACCUUCAUGAGACCCAUACGCAAAAUUUGAUACAUUUCGCCGAUUACUUCGUAAAAGCAGAGGCGCACAUUACGGAUGAAACAAAGAGGGUUGCAAGGCCAUCCAAUGCUGACGGCGCUUUUGGCACAGAUGGUUCGUUUAAACGACUAGAGGUCGAUUAAUAUACUGAUAAUAAAAUUUUGAAAAUGAUACCUGAAAACCGACCGACGGCUAGCUCAUAAUUAUUAAU
This is a messenger RNA of Photinus pyralis (common eastern firefly), 1118 nucleotides long. Its product is annotated as alpha-tocopherol transfer protein-like. The transcript has 7 exons. The record is from RefSeq and is a predicted model, not a curated record. NCBI's taxonomy places the organism in Eukaryota, Metazoa, Arthropoda, Insecta, Coleoptera, Lampyridae. Gene Ontology annotation, molecular function: phosphatidylinositol bisphosphate binding. The coding region runs from base 1 to 1050 and encodes 349 amino acids. Gene Ontology annotation, cellular component: membrane.